Messenger RNA from Helianthus annuus (common sunflower), 1354 nucleotides. Its product is annotated as F-box/FBD/LRR-repeat protein At1g13570-like. Lineage: Eukaryota; Viridiplantae; Streptophyta; Magnoliopsida; Asterales; Asteraceae. The transcript is spliced from 5 exons. The record is from RefSeq and is a predicted model, not a curated record. Gene Ontology annotation, molecular function: protein binding. Bases 105 to 1286 code for a protein of 393 amino acids.
ACAAAGUCACAAAAACACACAUUCUUCACUCGCCAGCGAGUAAAAGUUACGUUCCUCUCUUAUGUGCAGCGUAUUUAGUAUUAAUCAGACUAAAACACCCGAAGAUGAAAGCUAAACGUCUGAGUAAAGCUCAACGAUUGUCUUCGACUACAAUCAACACACUUCCUCAAACCAUAAUUGAAAACAUCCUAUGUCUUCUACCCAUUCAAGAGGCAGCACGAACAAGUAUCCUCUCUAAGGAAUGGAGGUACAAGUGGACCACUAUUCCCAAACUUAAGUUUGGUUCGUCUACUUUGUCCAAAGGAAAAAACAAAGAGAAGCUACCAUCUGACAUAGCAAGUGCAAGGAAAAACAUGGACGAAAGGUGUAAACUUUUCAAUGCUAUACACCAUGUUUUGUUAAUGCGCCAGGGUCCAAUACACGAGUUCACCUUUCACACAAUCGGAACCUACCACUGUUUUGAACUUGAUCAAAUAAUAUUUCGUUUGUCUAGGAACCAUGCUGUCAAGAAAUUAAAACUUGCGUUUAAUCGUCUUACGUUUUCGUAUAAGUUACCCUUAUGUGCCUUCUCUAUGCAUCAGUUAACAGACCUAGAUCUCCGUAAUGUUGAUAUUGACCAUCAACCAAUAUUCAGUGGAUUUGGUAGCCUUAGAAGCUUAUGCUUGUAUUAUGUAAAGAUCUCAACAAAAGCUCUUCUUCAUCUUUUAUCUAGUUGUCCAUCACUUAAGAGGUUCACCUUGCUAGGAUUUAUCGGCUGUAAAGAUUGCACCAUUGUUGAGCUAUUUGAGUGUCUACCUGUGAUUGAACAUCUGACCAUCUAUGGGGGCACUCCCCAACCGAAGUGGCUUGUUCCAGACUCGGUUCCAAACGAGCUUCCAACCUCACUAAUCCACCUCAAGUACUUUUGUUUUAACAGACUGUAUUUCGGUGACGACCAUGGAUUAAUCUUUCUUCUUAUUUUGAUCAAAUGUUCCCCAAACUUGGAGAAAAUUGAGCUAGACAUUGCCAAGGGUAUUGGUGAUGACAAUGAGACGUGGUUUGGUAUAUUGGAAGAAAAUUCAGAUGUUCGGUUGGAGCAUCUGAAGGAAUUGGAGAUUCACUAUUUCCGCAACUUGAAUCAUGAGAUGGAGCUUGUGACGGUUAUCUUGGCAAGGUCACCCAAGCUGAAGAAGGUGAUCAUACAUAGUUUGGUUGAAAAGGAUGAAGAGUCGGAUAUGUUGAAAAUUCUCUUACAAGCCCCACGCGCAUCACCUGUAGAAAUCGUUGUGAGAUCUAUGAUAGAUUAGUUGUAUUGCUACUUUUUUGUGUUUUCUUUCUGGUUAGUCUAUGGAGUUCUUUUGGAUGUUGGCAAUUA